CGCUGUUGCGAAAUGGUUGUUGGUUCGAUCGAGUUUUAGCGCAAAAGUUUGUGUUCUUGUGAAAAAGUUCGAUGGACUCCUUUUUUGACUUAUUCGGCCCGUCGCCAUCGACAACGGCGUCCGAGAACGACACGGACGCACUCAAUGGGAACCAAGAGGACAGCAGUGACGACAGUGGGAUUAGCAAUGGAUCGAUAAGCCAUCUACUUCAACAGGACGGUAGUUGCAGCGACUUGGUGCUAAAGGGUAUUGACUUCAACCUCGGAUAUCUUCCGCCUGAGCCCCAGUUGGGUAACAUCGAAUACAAGCUGAAGCUUAUCAAUCCGUCAAAGCAGCGAUUUGAACAUUUGGUCACGCAAAUGAAAUGGCGGCUGCGCGAGGGCAACGGCGAAGCCAUCUAUGAGAUUGGAGUGUCCGACUCGGGGCACCUGAAAGGGUUGUCCGACGCAGAUAUGACCGUUUCGCUGCAUACGCUCAACCAGAUGGCACGCAAGCUGGACGCCUCAACGAGCGUUUUACGGCGCAAGAGUCUACCGAACAGUCGGUCCGUGGUGGAGGUGCUGGUUCGCAAGAUCCCGGACGAUCAGCAUAACAUAGAGGUGCGGGUAGCGGUCCUUGGUGGGGCCGAUGCCGGCAAGUCGACGCUGCUCGGGGUGCUAACGCAGGGCGAGUUCGACAAUGGGCGCGGUCGGGCUCGGUUGAACAUGUUCCGACACAUGCACGAGAUUCAGACUGGCCGGACGUCGUGCAUUUCGCACGAAACGCUCGGUUUCGAUGCGCAGGGAAGCGUGAUCAACUACAAGUACACCGAAAUGAUGACGGCCGAGGAGAUUAGCGACCGAUCGACGAAGUUGGUCACGUUCAUGGAUCUGGCCGGACACCGGCGCUACCUGAAGACUACCGUGCAGGCCCUUUCCGGGUACUGCCCGCACCACGCCCUGAUCGUGAUCGCUUCGGGCAACAUCAGCAACAUGACACGGGAGCAUCUGGCGAUCGUUCAAGCGCUGGACAUAUCGUUCUCCAUCAUCGUCACCAAGAUUGAUCUCGCCCCGCCAGACCAGAUACUGUACGAGCUGAAGAACUUGCUUUCCUCGAUCGGUUACCGGAAGAUACCGUACUUAAUUAGCAACGAGGACGACGUGCUGAACGCGAAUGCGCACCAGAGCGUCGAGCAGAUUGUACCCAUUUUCUGCGUCUCGAACGUCACCGGAGCGGGCCUGAACCUGCUCAUCCAGUACCUGUACGUGCUGUCGCCAGGGAUUAGCAACGCCGAGAAGGAGCGGCUCGAGCAGGAGCCGAUCGAGUUUCAGAUCGACGAGAUUUUCCGGGUAUCCGAGGUGGGUACCGUGGCCGGUGGGCUGCUGUGCAAGGGCGUGCUGACCGAGAACAGCCUUGUGCAGGUAGGGCCACUGCAAGAUGGUUCGUUUUCUUCGUUGACGGUGCAAACGAUCCACCGGAACAAGGCCCCUUGCCGGGUGGUUCGGGCGGGACAGAGCGCAUCCCUUUCGUUCAACACCAUCGAGCCCAUGCCGGCCCUGCGUAGUGGGAUGGUCAUACUGCCAGACUAUGAGAGCAACGAAAUCGCUUGUGGAAGCUUUUUCUUUCAGGCUCAAGUUUCCGUGCUGUUCCACGCGACGCGCAUCUAUAAGGGAUUUCAGACUACCGUCCAUAUCGGUAGCAUUCGGCAGACGGCCAUUAUCGAGGGCAUCAUGGGUGCCGGAGAGACCGGGAUCGGCACAAAUCAAACCGCCUCGGUGCUGUUCCGAUUCCUGCGACACCCGGAGUAUGUGCGGCCGGGUAUGAGGAUACUAUUUCGCGAGGGUACCAACAAGGGUAUUGGGAAGGUGACGCAAGUCUUUCCGCUGAAGAAAGCACCCAGCACCACCGAAUAAUGGGGGCAGAGCCCCUUUGCCGAUGGAUGCUUACUUCUUCUAUGUACAUGUUAAAAAUAAUUUGAACUCUAACAAACGAAUUAAUAUUUGCUAGCGUGUGACGAUUGUAAUAGAAAUAAAUUUUUCUGUGAUUGAAAAAGAAAUACUUUAACACACACAUACAAACCCACACGCCGCGCUCAUAUCAAACGACUUAUUUCGAAUAGAGCCGAAGCACAUUUGAGAAAGCAUAACUUUUAACAAAAUUUUCUGUCAGAAUUAAACUCAAUUAUAUAAUUUACAAAAAAAAAACAAGAUGUUUAUUUAAUAGGUAGUGUUUGUUCACGUUAGGGUACAAUUAAAAUGUUCAAAUGUUUUAGGAGUUAAUCAGGAUAGUGCCAUCCAGGAGGAGACAGACUACAAAAGGAACAGAGAGAAGCAAACACAGACUAGAGAGGAAAAUGGAUUAACAAACCUUUUAAUAAAAUUCUUCCUAUCGCCUGCCUGAAUAACAAACAAGGGAG
Anopheles coustani is the source of this 2395-nucleotide messenger RNA. Its product is annotated as GTP-binding protein 2. Bases 72 to 1892 code for a protein of 606 amino acids. Gene Ontology annotation, molecular function: GTP binding; translation elongation factor activity; GTPase activity. NCBI's taxonomy places the organism in Eukaryota, Metazoa, Arthropoda, Insecta, Diptera, Culicidae. Gene Ontology annotation, biological process: translational elongation. The transcript has 3 exons. The record is from RefSeq and is a predicted model, not a curated record.